Messenger RNA from Lolium rigidum, 1398 nucleotides. Its product is annotated as acyl-[acyl-carrier-protein] desaturase 4, chloroplastic-like. The transcript has 5 exons. Bases 1 to 1398 code for a protein of 465 amino acids. Lineage: Eukaryota; Viridiplantae; Streptophyta; Magnoliopsida; Poales; Poaceae. The record is from RefSeq and is a predicted model, not a curated record. Gene Ontology annotation, biological process: fatty acid metabolic process. Gene Ontology annotation, cellular component: chloroplast stroma. Gene Ontology annotation, molecular function: stearoyl-[ACP] desaturase activity.
AUGGAUGCGCACUGGGACGGGUACGACUAUCUUGUCGCCCUCUCAGCGCGGGUUCAACAUAUGCGCUGCGUCGACCGGCUUCUUGUUGACCUGCCAACCGCCGCCAUCCAGAUCUUCAAGGGCGUGCGCGCGGAUGCUCCCACGGACACAGACCCGGCGCUCACUGCGAAGCGGCAGGACCGUGCAUACCGGCUUGCUGAUCUGAGUCGAUGCAAAGUUACUGGCAAAAUCUACAGCAAGACAAGCAAUGGCGAUGGCGACGCUAUGGUUGGCAACAGAACCCUGGCAAGGAGAUGGACUACCGCUGCGUCUACAGCUGGGCCCAACGGUGGAGUUCACGUGGAGUGCCCGCCGGUGCCGGGGGAGCAGGUGGAGGUCAUGCGGUCGCUGAACGGGUGGGUGGCGGACAACAUGCUCCCGCUGCUCGCCCCCGUGGAGUCCUCGUGGCAGCCCCACGACUUCCUGCCGUGCUCUGCUCCGGCGUCCGGCGAGUCCGAGGGCGAGGCGCUGGCCGCGUUCACGGAAGCCGUGGCCAAGCUGCGUGAGGGUGUCGCUGGCGUACCGGACGAGAUCCUGGUUUGCCUGGUGGGCAACAUGGUGACGGAGGAGGCGCUUCCGACGUACCAGACCAUGGGAAACCGCGUGGAAGGCGGCUCCGACGAGACCGGCGCCAGCAGCCUCCCCUGGGCGCAGUGGAUACGCGGCUGGACCGCCGAGGAGAACCGCCACGGGGACCUCCUCAACCGCUACCUCUACCUCUCCGGCCGCGUCGACAUGCGCCAGGUCGAGACCACCGUCCACCACCUCCUCCGCAACGGCAUGGAAAUGCUGGUGCCCAACAGCCCGUACCACAGCAUGAUCUACGGCGCGUUCCAGGAGCGCGCAACCUUCAUCUCCCACGGACACACGGGGAGGCUCGCCGGACAGCACGGCGACAAGGCGCUCGCCAAGAUCUGCGGCGCCAUCGCUGCCGACGAGAGGCGCCACGAGGCGGGAUACACCAGGGGAUCCGCGAAGCUGUUCCAAGUGGACCCCGACGGCAUGGUGCGCGCGCUGGCGUAUGUCAUGCGCGGCAAGGUGACCAUGCCCGGCCUGCUCAUGUCGGACGGCCGCGACGGCGGCGAGACUCUGUUCGAGCGGUUCUCCGCGGUGGCAGAGUGCAUCGGGGUGUACACCGCGAGGGACUACGGCGAUCUGGUGGAGCACUUCGUGCGCAGGUGGCGGGUGGCCGAGCUCACUGGGCUGUCCGGUGAGGGCCGGCGUGCGCAGGAGUACGUGUGCGGGCUGCCGCCAAAGAUCCGGAGGAUGGCGGAACUGGCCCAUCAGAGGGCUGCCCGCAGCGAGUCGCGAACGCUGCAGUUCAGUUGGAUCUUUGAUAGAAGUGUCAUGCUGCGCUGA